Messenger RNA from Oreochromis niloticus (Nile tilapia), 4355 nucleotides. RefSeq names its product nitric oxide associated 1 (gene noa1). Bases 70 to 2199 code for a protein of 709 amino acids. The record is from RefSeq and is a predicted model, not a curated record. NCBI's taxonomy places the organism in Eukaryota, Metazoa, Chordata, Actinopteri, Cichliformes, Cichlidae. The transcript has 9 exons. Gene Ontology annotation, molecular function: GTP binding.
GAGGAAGUUGACGCAGAGAGGUCGGCUCCUCCGCGUGUGCUGAGUGUCGGUGCGUGUGUGGCCGUCGGGAUGCUAAAGGUCCUGCAGGUGUGCGUCCGCCGCCAGCUGUGGAGGAGCGCGUGUUCUUCUGCCGCGGGAGCGCGGAGGAGCUCUGGGGCCGCGGGGGGUCGCGGUCUGAGCCGGCCUGGGGCCCGGACCUGCACCGUAGACCCGAACCUGGAGGAGCAGUUCGUGUUUGUGGACUGUACAGAUCCAGAUGAGGACUCCAGUCAGGAGGAGAAAGAGCUCCUCCAUCAGCUGAGCGCCACCGCCUCCUCUUCUUCCUCCGCUGCUGCGCCCGGAUCAUUGGUCGAUACUCAGUUGUCCCCUCAGAAACACCUGAGGUCUCUGGAGCGUCAGCUGCAGCUACUGAGGCAUGGCGUCCUGAAGGAGCCACAGGCAAAGCCAGACUCCCUGAUCCAGUUCCAUGAUGUGGACUUCCCGCUGGACGAGAGCAUCGUGGCUGCAAAGAAGAAAAAGAAGAAGACGUUGGGAAAAGGCGAGCACAAGAUCUUCGGCACCCCUGACGUGGACGAGCCGGUCAGUGACACGUGCUGCUCGGGCUGCGGCGCCGUGCUGCACUGCACCGCCGCCGCUGUCCCUGGCUACCUGCCCAACGAGAAGUACAAGGUGCUGGUCCAGGAGGGUCGUCUGAGCGGUGCCACCUGUCAGCGCUGCCACCUGCUCACCCACCACCACAAGGCCCUGAACCUGCAACUGCCCAAAGACCAGUACCGGGACGUGGUGCGGCAGAUCCGCCCGCACAAGGCUCUGGUGCUGCUCAUCGUCGACCUACUCGACCUGCCGGACUCCAUCAUCCCCGACCUGCCUGAGCUGGUGGGACGCAACAAACACAUUGUUGUCCUUGGCAACAAGAUCGACCUGCUGCCCGGAGACUCGCAGAACUACCUGCAGCGACUCAAGCGGCAGCUGUCUCAGUACUGCAAGGACGCCGGAUUUGGCGAUCAAGUGACCGAUGUCCACCUGAUCAGUGCUAAGACUGGUUACGGCAUAGAGGAGCUGAUCUCGAGUCUGCAGCGGUCCUGGAAGUACAAAGGCGAUGUGUACCUGGUUGGCAGCGCCAAUGCCGGGAAGUCGACGCUCUUCAACACACUGCUGGAGUCCGACUACUGCAAGUCCAGAGCCUCAAACGUCAUCCACAAGGCUACCAUCUCACCGUGGCCAGGGACGACUCUGAACCUGCUGAAGUUCCCCAUCAUCAACCCGACUCCGUACAGGAUGUUCAAGCGUCAGGAGCGACUGAAGGAGGCGUCGCAGCAAAAGGAGAGCGAGCUGUCGCCGGAAGAGCUGAAAAGGCUGCAGUACUUCAGCAGGCAGGGAUACUUAGUGGGUCGCAUUGGUAGAACGUUCCGGGUUGAAGGAUUCAGACCGAAUGAGAUCCAGUUUGAUCCUGACAGUCUGGCAUUUGGAGAAAACGAAGACAGUGAGGAGACGACAACAGCUGCCAGCGGGUCAACUGAGGAGCUGAGCCACAACGAGCUAAAAGACGCCCACUGGCUGUACGACACGCCGGGAAUCAUGAAGGAGCUUGACAUCCUAAACCUGCUGCAUGAACAGGAAGUGAGGUUGGUGGUUCCCACCCAGGCCAUCGUCCCGCGGACGUUCGUUCUGAAGCCUGGCACGAGUCUGUUUGUGGGAGCUCUGGCCAGGAUUGACUUCCUGCAGGGAGAAAAGUCCUGCUGGUUUUCCGUCGUGGCCUCCGAUCGGGUGCCGGUUCACAUCACCAGCCUGGAAAAAGCCGACAGCAUUUAUGAGAAACACGGUGGACACAUGCUGCUGGGGGUGCCUGUUGGAGGCUCAGAGCGCAUGAAGGAGUUUCCUGCAUUGGUCCCUCAGGAGUUUAGUUUGGAGGGUCGGGGUUACCUGGAGGCUGCUGCUGACAUCAAACUGUCAUCUGCAGGCUGGGUGGCUGUGACGGCGGUGGAGGGUGAUCAGCUGCUGUUGAGAGUUCACGGGCCGCAGGCUGCAGGCUUUGGUUUGAGGACGCCGCCGCUGCUUCCUCAUGUUGUCUCUCUGAAAGGAGAACGUAUCCGCAAGUCUGCUGCCUACAAACCGAUGAAAGCCGUGGGUCUGCUGCACAGCGGACUGUCGGCCGCCGGAACCGAGAGGCUGCAGGUGAAGAGGAAGAAGAAGAAAUGAGCCAAGGGUAGAGGACGUGGACUGUCUCACCACCAAGACUCUCUGCAGGUGGUUGUAGCUCCACUCCUAGAAAAACUGACCUCUGACCUUAGGGAAUGUGGUUCUGGAUCAGUUUGGCCUUGCUGGACGAUGUGUGUCGUUCUGUUAUAUAAAUAUACGUUUCAUACUGUUAUCGUCAAUGGCGUUUAUACAGCUGGGUCUUAAUGUUCUGACAGUGACAGGCUGAAAUUCAGCCACAAUAAAUAUGAAGUUAUACUAUCAAAAUAAAAUAAAAUUCACACUUUUAAACUUGACAUGAAGGAUUCAUGUCUGAACCCACCAACGUCCUCACAAACUGGGCCUCCAGUGCCGUUUCUUCACUUCUUUAUUUGUGGUUCUUAAAUUAUUCAGUUGUUUCCCUCCAAAAAUUCCUGGUUUCUUUCACUCUUUCUGGUAGACUUUAACCUCCUGGGCAGUGUUCAUCAUUUGGCUGGACAGAAGAGGAUCCUGUGGUCAAACCCCACUCUUAUCAUCUAUGGACAUCCAGGCCAACAGCACUCAACGGCUAAAAGCUUAUGCGUGCUUACUUUGGGGGGGGGUUGUUUUGUUUUUUUCAGAGCGUCUUCUUUGAAACAGUUUAUUUUGUUGACGUAGCUCAUGAGUGACAUUAGACUUUGUAUUUCACUACGUUGUACGCUAAUUUUCCCUGAGCCUGGUUCUGCUAAAGGUCUCUUCCUGGUAAAAGGGAGGUUUUCCUUUCCACUGUCACCAAGUGCUUGCUCAUAGGGGGUCAUUUGAUUGUUGGGGUUAUCUUGCUAUUAUUGCAGGGUCUUUACAAUAUAAAGUGCCUUGAGACGCUUGUUGUGAUUUGGCACUAUAUAAAUAAAGCCUAGGUGGAAAUACCCUCACAUUAAAUCUUAGUUUUCACUGUUUAAACUCGUAUUCACAAAAAUCUGUUGGUAAACUGUUAAUUUGGGGAGUUUCGGUGUUAGCUGGCCGUGAUGCUUUGAUUCCAUUCUGUGCAAAAACACAUCCAUGUGUGAUAUUUUAAAAUAUGUUGUCGCCAGCAUAUAGAUUAUAUUUAAAGUCACACCAGAUUUUCUUUGAUGUCUGACAUUAAGGACUAAUGAGGCUUUUAAUAGACUCCGAGCUCCGGUUACUUCUGAAUGUGUUCCAACUUUAUUAAAAACGGCCAGACAGAUGCGGAAGCUGCUGAUAGUGUUUGGAAAUCUUUAUUUACAAAAAAGCAGAAGAAAGUACGUUACAGAUUAAAGCUUUAAUCGGUUAGUUUUUAGCUGAAGAGUGCACUCAACUUGCUCACAGUAACAUCAGACAGUUAGACAAACAUUUCUAAUUUGAUUUAAACCUCCUGACAGGAGAAGACAUUUCAUCUUGUUAAACAGACUGCAAACCUUUGUAAACGAUAAAGUUGGUGUCAUUUUAUCUGAUCAUUUUCAUCACUCAGUUACUCUGAUAUUCAGCUGUACACCUGCAGGUGUGAAGCAGAUCUCAGGCAGAUGAAUGGAGACUGAAAAUAGGCUAAUGAAGCACUCCACCCUCUCCUUGUAGCUUCCAAAAACCAACAUGGUGGAGUCCAAAGUGCUCAGUUGAGGCUUCAAGACAGAAACUAAAAUACAAAGUCUGUAGAAGCAGGAAGAACCUUCUGAUCUCUGUGUGAACUAGCAAGAGAAGCUGUUUCGGGACCCACUGGACGGAUUUUUGGGCUCACAUAAAUGUAGUGUCCUCUGAACGCAGCCCUAAAUAGAUUUAGUUCCUUUUUUUAAAAAUAUCAUUUUCACCUUUUUGUCACAGUUCAGUUAAGCUUAGAGAUGCCUGAAACCAAGAACUGAGGGCAGUGCUUGGUCUCGAAGACUCGAUGAGCCCCAAUGAGCUUAAUUACAAAAAAGAUCAAAUAACACCAUCCUCAUCGUUAAGUUACAGAAACUACACAACCUGCUGCUGACACAAACCUUUACAAGCAGUAACUCAUACAUAUGAUGUCGUUUUCAUUUGAUAGCAAUAAGCCUCUGUAAUAAUAACAGUCCUCGGACGACGAUCACUCUGUACAGUCGGAAAGAAAACACUUUGGCGUCUCCACUAAAGGGAAUAUUGCACUGAAACUGUAAUGAAAAAUAAGAAUAUAACCCCCCCAACCCCUAACCCCUAAUGGAAUUUAA